GGCGUCUGCACCAUGGUGACGGGCGGCGGUGGGGCCGCGGCGGCCAUGGAGGCUUGGUCCACCUCUUCCCCUGUGGCUGUGACUGCGCUCCUCCUGUUGGUCCUCCCUCGCCUCUCACAGGCCCAGACCUUCUCCUUACCUUUCCGGCAGCCGGAGACGUGCGGCCACAACCAGUACUUCGAUAUCUCCGCGCUCUCCUGUGUCUCGUGUGGAGCCAAUCAGAGGCAGGACUCCCGAGGAACUUCAUGUGUGUGUCUACCAGGAUUUCAGAUGAUCUCUAAUAAUGGAGGACCUGAUAUUAUUUGUAAAAAGUGCCCAGAAAACAUGAAAGGUGUUACUCAAGAUGGCUGGAACUGCAUUUCCUGCCCUAGUGGUUUAACUACAGAAGGCAAAUGCCACUGUCCCACCGGCCAUAUUUUAGUGGAAAGAGAUACUAAUGGAACGUUGUUGUCUCAAGCAACUUGUAAGCUCUGUGAUGAAAAUGAAAACUCUUUUACGGUAGCAAAUGCUGUAGGAGACAGAUGUGUUCGAUGUGAACCAACAUUCAUCAAUAUCAGCAGAUCCUGUGCAUGUUCAGACCCUAACAUUUUAACAGGGGGAUUAUGUUUCAGCAGCACAGGGAAUUUUCCUCCACGUAUGAUUUCAGCUGCACGUUAUGGAGAGCUUGGCAAGUCUUUCACUUCAGAAUGGUUUGCAAAGUAUUUGCAAUCAUCAGCAGCUGCUUGUUGGUUGUAUGCCAAUCUAACAUCUUGCCAAGCUCUCGGAAACAUAUGUGUGAUGAACAUGAAUUCUUAUGACCCUGCCACUUUUGAUGCAUGUCGACUGUUUCAGUUUAUCUUUGAAAAUACUGUUGGACUGCGUACUGUUCAUUCUGUUUCAUUUUGGAGACAGAAUCUUCCAUGGCUGUUCUAUGGAGACCAGCUAGGAUUAGCACCUCAAGUACUCAGUACUACACCUCUUCCUACAAAUUUCAGUUUUAGAGAUCAAAACCAGAAUACAAAACUGAAGUUUGUUGCUGCUUCCUAUGAUGUAAGAGGAAAUUUUCUCAAGUGGCAAACUUUAGAAGGAGGUGUUUUACAGCUUUGUCCAGACACAGAGACAAGACUAAAUGCUGCUUAUUCUUUUGGAACAACCUAUCAACAAAAUUGUGAGAUUCCUCUCUCUAAGAUCUUAACCGACUUUCCCACUCCUAUAUUUUAUGAUGUGUACCUUGAAUAUACUGAUGAAAAUCAACACCAACAUAUUUGGGCUGUGCCUGUGUUAAAUUUAAAUCUUCAACACAAUAAAAUAUUUGUGAACCAAGAUGGCAGCUCUAGCAAGUGGCUUCUGACUCGGCGUAUUUUCUUAGUGGAUGCAGUAAGUGGACGAGAAAAUGACUUAGGAAGUCAGCCAAGAUUAAUUCGAAUUGCUACCCAGAUAUCACUGAGUAUCCACCUUGUACCCAACACAAAAAAUGGAAACAUCUACCCUCCCUUAAUUACCAUUGCCUACAGUGACCUUGAUAUCAAAGAUCCCAACAGCCAGUCUGUGAAGGUUUCUUUCUCAGUCAAAUAUGAAAUGAAUCAAGGAGAAGCGCAUGUCCAGACAGAUAUUGCUUUGGGUGUGUUGGGUGGGCUAGCUGUGUUGUCAUCUCUCCUGAAGACAGCAGGGUGGAAGAGACGCAUUGGGAGCCCCGUGAUUGAUCUGCAGACAGUUAUGAAAUUCUUGGUAUACUAUGCUGGUGAUCUGGCCAAUGUUUUCUUUAUCAUCACCGUGGGAACAGGUCUUUAUUGGCUUAUUUUCUUCAAAGCACAGAAGUCUGUCUCUGUUUUGCUACCAAUGCCAGCUCAGGAAAAACGUUUUGUUACUUAUGUGGGAUGUGCUUUUGCUCUGAAGGCUCUGCAAUUUUUGCAUAAGCUCAUAUCCCAGAUUACCAUAGAUAUAUUCUUUAUCGAUUGGGAGCGACCUAAAGGAAAGGUUCUUAAAGCUGUUGAAGGUGAGGGUGGUGUUCGGAGUGCUACCGUGCCCGUGAGCAUAUGGAGAACAUAUUUUGUAGCAAAUGAAUGGAAUGAAAUUCAGACUGUGAGAAAAAUUAAUCCCCUCUUUCAAGUACUUACUGUCCUCUUCCUUUUGGAGGUUGUGGGAUUCAAGAACUUAGCAUUAAUGGACUCAUCCUCUAGUCUUUCCAGAAGCCCAGCUAGCUACAUCGCUCCUUAUAGCCGCAUUUUGAGAUAUGCGGUGUCUACUGCUCUUUGGCUAGUCAUUGGAAUUAUACAGAUCAUGUUCUUUGCUGUCUUUUAUGAGAGAUUUAUAGAAGAUAAAAUUCGACAGUUUGUUGAUUUAUGCUGUAUGAGCAAUAUAUCAGUGUUUCUGUUAUCCCACAAAUGUUUUGGAUAUUACAUUCAUGGUAGAUCAGUACAUGGGCAUGCAGAUACUAAUAUGGAAGAAAUGAAUAUGAAUCUUAAAAGAGAAGCGGAAAGUUUAUGUAGCCAGAGAGGUUUAGUACCAAACACGGAUGGUCAGACUUUUCAGAUUGCGAUUUCUAGCCAGAUGAGACAACACUACGACAGAAUUCAUGAGACACUAACGAGGAAAAAUGGCCCUGCCAGACUAUUGAGUUCAUCAGCAAGUACUUUUGAGCAGAGUAUAAAAGCGUAUCAUACUAUGAAUAAAUUUCUUGGCUCUUUCAUCGAUCAUGUUCAUAAGGAAAUGGACUACUUUAUAAAGGAUAAAUUGCUUCUUGAGAGAAUUCUUGGCAUGGAAUUCAUGGAACCAAUGGAAAAAAGCAUCUUUUACAAUGAUGAAGGUUAUUCUUUCAGCAGUGUUCUGUAUUAUGGAAAUGAAGCCACUCUUCUUAUUUAUGACCUGCUGUUCUUCUGUGUUGUGGAUUUGGCUUGCCAGAAUUUUAUUUUAGCAGCCUUCCUUACAUACCUACAACAAGAGAUUUUUAGAUUUAUCCGUAAUACAGUAGGACAGAAGAAUUUGGCAUCCAAAACAUUGGUGGAUCAAAGAUUUCUGAUUUAAUUUAUUGAAUAGAUAACUUAGAGACUCAAUAUAUAAUCAUGGCAAAAAAAAGUCAUGAUUAUCAGGUUAGUUUGCCAUGUUUUUUUAAAACUUGCGAUACAAAUUAUUCUAUUUUUGUUUUGUAAUCUACAGAAAGACUUAUUUUUAUAACUUGUGGAAACAUAACUUGCUGUGUGAAUGUAUAAUGUGAUAUAAUGGAAAAUAUUGUUUUUCCAGUAUGUAUGGUAUUUAAUUCACCAACUCAUAAAUUAGAUAGCAAAAAAAUUUAAAUGUUGCUUUCAGCAUAACACUUUUUAAUGAUAAUCAAAGCAGUCCCCGUUAUUUGUCUCUGUAGAUUAUU
Messenger RNA from Ceratotherium simum simum (southern white rhinoceros), 3343 nucleotides. RefSeq names its product transmembrane protein 67 (gene TMEM67). Gene Ontology annotation, cellular component: MKS complex; ciliary transition zone. The record is from RefSeq and is a predicted model, not a curated record. NCBI's taxonomy places the organism in Eukaryota, Metazoa, Chordata, Mammalia, Perissodactyla, Rhinocerotidae. Gene Ontology annotation, biological process: cilium assembly.